This is a messenger RNA of Cydia strobilella, 1045 nucleotides long. RefSeq lists its product as uncharacterized. The record is from RefSeq and is a predicted model, not a curated record. NCBI's taxonomy places the organism in Eukaryota, Metazoa, Arthropoda, Insecta, Lepidoptera, Tortricidae. Bases 96 to 1019 code for a protein of 307 amino acids. The transcript is spliced from 3 exons.
GGAGCCUUGAGGAGAUCUGUCAGUGUCAUUAGUCAUUACAUUUACAAUUUUAUUUACAAAUUACAUUCUUUUGGUGUCAAAUCGUAUUUUUAAAAAUGCACGAACAUCACAAACAAACCUGGAUAGAAUUAAUCGAAAAUUACAGGAAAUUGACGCUGUUAUGGGAUCGACAGCACAAAGACUAUUCUAACCAGCGUUUGCGUGGGGAAGCCUAUCAAAAAUUGCUCAAAAUAUACAAAACAAUUGAUAGCAAAGCCACCUUGUUAAACUUUAAGAAUAAGCUUGAUAUUAUGACAACUACAUACAACAGAGAGAGAAAAAGGAUGAAUGGAUGUAAAGCAGAGGGAGUAAUUUACAUACCAAAUUUAUGGUAUUACAAAUAUCUCAGGUUCCUUGAUAAGACAUUGAAGACGCCGGAGGAGAAAGAAAGAUAUUUUGAGUUAAAUAGGUACAAUAACGUCAAUAACAAAAUAUAUUUGGAGACCCCGCUGAAAAGGAAACGGGUUGAUAUGAACAGUUCAAGUACACCGAAAUCGCAGGCUGGCGAAGUCAAGCCAGGAUACUCUCUAAAUAUAGAGCCCAUUCAGUCUUCCGAAGAGGAAAACAACCCACAACCACCCUCACAACCAAGCCAACUCCGUAUCAAGGUUCAAUCACCGCGUAUCGAGAACACAUUUAGUUUGCGGGACUUGGAACACAAAAACAGACAAAUGUCACCGGACAACCGACUCCUGGAUCUCCUAGAAAAACAAGAGAACUUUGUAGGCACCGUAAGCAAAAUGCUGACUCCGGAACAAAGAGAUUGGGAGUUCAUAGGCAAAUCUAUAGGCCUACGGUUAUCAAGUUUAGAAGGAAAACAAAGAACUAUUGCUAGAAAGUUGAUAAACGAUGUAAUUUUCUUCGGGAGUAUAGACAAAUUGACCGUCGAGUCAAACAUCAAUCUGAAUAAAAAGAUGCCAGAUAAUCAUGAGGAAGAACAUUUAAUAUUUGUUGAUAUAGAUUCGUCUAGUCAGGAAUAAUUUUAUAAAUAAAUAUGGUUUUGAUA